Molecule: messenger RNA, 555 nt
Organism: Colletotrichum abscissum
Lineage: Eukaryota; Fungi; Ascomycota; Sordariomycetes; Glomerellales; Glomerellaceae
Exons: 2
Coding region: 1-555 (184 amino acids)
Source: RefSeq, a predicted model, not a curated record
AUGAUCCAAUACAGUCGGCGGGAGCAGCUUCGCAGCAGAGACACAUCCCGAAACUACUCUGCCGUAUCGUGCACCCGGGGUCUGCCCGAUUUCUCCGUCGACCUCGUCAUUCAUCAAAGCAGUGUUGGCGACGAUAUCAUCACGCACAAGGAUUCGCUGCUGAGAAUCACACCGACCAUGGGCGAGAUCUACAAGUGCGCCGAGACGGUGCACGUCUGGCUUGGCGACGUCGAUGCCGAUGAAGUCGUGGUGGCAUUUGCCAACAUACGCAUGGUUCAGGCGUUCUCGACGGCGACCGAGUCCUACAAGACGGAUCUUUGCAAUAGCCUGACGAUGCUGACGCAAAAGCCAUGGCUCAGCCGAAGAUGGGUCAUCCAAGAGAUCAAGCUUGCAGAUCGAGCCGUCUUGCGUUAUGGAGAGCACUGUGUUGAGUACGCACGCUUCCGAGCAGCUUGGUACUUGGUGGAGAGUCGCCUGCUAACUCAGGGCAACCUGGGAUAUUUGCGACAUCUGCUACGGUGUGAUGUGACGGAUGACCUCUUAGAACUGCUCUAG